Messenger RNA from Osmerus eperlanus (European smelt), 1288 nucleotides. Its product is annotated as keratin, type I cytoskeletal 13-like. Lineage: Eukaryota; Metazoa; Chordata; Actinopteri; Osmeriformes; Osmeridae. The record is from RefSeq and is a predicted model, not a curated record. The transcript is spliced from 6 exons. Gene Ontology annotation, cellular component: cytoskeleton. Gene Ontology annotation, molecular function: structural molecule activity.
ACCAGUUACUCCUCCGGCGGCGGAAGCAGCGGAGGCUCCAUGAGGUAUGGAGGCUCAUCAGGCGGCUCCAGUAUGUACAUGGGCGGCGGCGGUGGUGGAGGUGGCAGCAGCGGCGGUUACGGCCACAUCUCCGCCAUGAGGGCCGGCAGUGUUUAUGGAGGCGCAGGAGGCUCCAGAACACGCAUCUCCAGUUCUUCCUUCGGUUCCGGUGGCGGCGGCGGCGGUGGUGGUGGAAUUUGUGGUUACGGCUUCGGCUUCGGUAUGGGAUGAGGCGGUGGAGGCGGAGGCGGAGGUGGCAGCGGUGUCACAGACCACACAUCAGCCAAUGAGAAGGCCACCAUGCAGAACCUGAACGACCGUCUGGCCUCCUACCUGGACAAGGUGCGCACCUUGGAGAAUGCCAACGGUGAGCUGGAGUUGAAGAUCCACGAGUUCCUGGAGAGCAAGACCUCCCCAAAAUCCCGCGACUAUUAUGCCUUCUUUGUCAUCAUCGCCGAUCUGCAGAACAAGAUCCAGAAUGCCACCGGUUACAAUGGAGGCAUCCACCUGGCCAUUGACAACGCUAAACUGGCAGCUGAUGACUUCAGAACCAAGUAUGAGAAUGAACUGGCCAUGCGGCAGUCGGUCGAGGCGGACAUUGCUGGGCUCAAGAGGAUGUUGGAUGAGCUGGCCCAGGCCAGGUCGAACCUGGAGAUGCAGAUCGAGGGUCUGAGGGAGGAGCUCAUCUUCCUGAAGAAGAACCAUGAGGAGGAACUCCUGGCCAUGAGGACGCAGAUGACCGGCCAGGUGAACGUGGAGGUGGACGCAGCGCCUCAAGAGGACCUCAGCAGUGUCAUGGCUGAGAUCCGCCAGCAGUACGAGGGCGUCUCCGCCAAGAACCAGCGAGACCUGGACAGCUGGUUCCAGAGCAAGUCACAGAGUCUGAACAAGGAAGUAGCCGCCAACACAGAAGUCCUCCAGUCUUCCAAGUCGGAGAUCUCAGAAAUUCGUCGCAUGCUGCAAGGUCUGCAGAUCGAGCUGCAGUCCCAGCAAAGCAUGAAAGCCUCCCUGGAGGGCACGCUCGCAGACACAGAAGGGCGGUACUCGAUGCAGCUCCAGGGUCUUCAGAGGCAGGUCACCAGCCUUGAGCAGCAGCUGAUGAGCAUGCGCAGCGACAUGGAACGCCAGGGCCAGGAGUACAAGAUGCUGCUGGACAUCAAGACCAGGCUGGAGAUGGAGAUCGCCGAGUACAGGAGGCUGCUGGACGGAGAGGUCUCAGGGUAAGCGAGGCAGACUGGGGAGAAAGAAC